Messenger RNA from Leptopilina boulardi, 6557 nucleotides. RefSeq names its product E3 ubiquitin-protein ligase SMURF2 (gene Smurf). The transcript has 10 exons. Bases 128 to 2827 code for a protein of 899 amino acids. The record is from RefSeq and is a predicted model, not a curated record. Gene Ontology annotation, molecular function: ubiquitin protein ligase activity; protein binding. NCBI's taxonomy places the organism in Eukaryota, Metazoa, Arthropoda, Insecta, Hymenoptera, Figitidae. Gene Ontology annotation, biological process: negative regulation of BMP signaling pathway; ubiquitin-dependent protein catabolic process.
GCGUGAGUGGGGGGAUUGUAGUCAAUCGUAUUUGCAUGUAUGGGGGCACAUCGCAGUUAAAGAGACACAUUUAUUUACUAAUUAAAAAAGCCGAUGUGUUAAUCAAAUUGUUAAAUGUUUGUGAAAAAUGUCGAAUCCUGGCGGUAGUAGGAGGAUUGGGUCGAUGAAGAUCCGAUUAACAAUAUUGUGUGCCCGUAAUCUCGCAAGGAAAGAUCUCUUUCGUCUCCCUGAUCCUUUUGCCAAAAUCACAGUCGAUGGUUCUGGACAAUGCCACAGUACCGAUACGUGCAAAGCUACUCUCGAUCCAAAAUGGAAUCAACAUUACGAUUUAUACUUGGGUAAAAAUGAUGGAAUCACCAUCUCAGUAUGGAAUCACAGAAAAAUACACAAAAAACAAGGUGGUGGAUUUCUUGGAUGUGUUCGAAUAUUAUGCAAUACUAUUCAGAGGCUCAAAGAUACAGGAUAUCAACGAUUGGAUCUUUGCAAAGCUCAUGUUGAUGACACUGACGUCGUCAAAGGUCAAAUUGUAGUUUCACUGUUGUCGCGCGAUGGUCACAAUGGCGCAGUGAGUAAUACUGUCGGGCAUAAUGCAGUUGUAGAUGUACUUGGCGAUUUGAGUUGUCCCACAGAUCUUCCCGAUGGAUGGGAAGAACAACGAACUCCAACUGGUAGACUCUAUUACGUUAAUCAUUACACGAGAACUACACAGUGGAUUCGUCCAACAGCCAGAGCUAGCAAUAAUAUUAUACCAACAACACCUGAACCACCGCCUGUAAUUUGCUCUGAAACAUUCUCUGGCGGCAGUACAAGCAGUCCUUUAAACGCCCACAGCGAGAGUCCUUCAAGGCAAUCAGCCGAGUGGAAUACAACUCCAAAUCGAGAAGGAACUCCAAACAGAACUCCGAGUAGAGAAAAUUCUGCACAAAAUACGCCAACGCAACAGCAAACUCCGAGUCAACAGAAUACACGAAACACGCCACCUUCUUCUUCGGUUAGAGAAAGAAGACCACCGCCACCUCGACCUAAUGAUGAACAAAAUGGAAAUCCAAAUGGAAAUGUAAGAGUUGAACGUCCUUCCACAAAUACAAAUCAACCCCGAAGGCCUAAUCGAACUAAUCGUAAUCGUAACAGUGGAUUUAUUAACGGUGAAAGGAGAAGUGACGUGCAACCAUUAGAUUUACCCCGUGGAUAUGAAAUGAGAAAAACGCAACAAGGACAAGUUUAUUUCUAUCACGUACCAACCGGAUCAUCAACAUGGCAUGAUCCACGGAUUCCUCGCGAUUUAUCAGCCAACGAAUUGGAUCUCGGCCCUCUCCCAAGCGGUUGGGAAAUGCGCCAAACACAAAGCGGAAGAGUCUAUUUUGUCGAUCAUAACAAUAGAACAACACAGUUCACAGACCCUAGACUCUCAACUCAGAUAAUUAAUAAUAUAUUAAAAAGGCUGAAUGUUGGAACAACACAAGUUAACAAUACGAGUAAUUCAAGCACAAGAACUGAAACAGUUGGUAAUUCAUCACCCACACAAACAACAUCACCACCAAAUACAAAUCAACCAAGACCAAGAGUUGAACCAGUGAGCAAUAAUAAUUCCAUUACUGAAAGUUUACCGGUACAACAGACAAUAUCCGAUUUACCGAAAGAAUUAAUGGAAAGUGAAUUAUUACCCAAGUAUAAAAGAGAUCUUGUAGCAAAAUUAAAGUGUUUAAGAGCUGAAUUAAAUGCUUUACAACCACAAAGCGGUCACUGUAGAUUGGAAGUAUCAAGGAAUGAAAUAUUUGAAGAGUCCUACAGGUUAAUAAUGAAGAUGCGUCCCAAAGAUAUGAGAAAAAGACUUAUGGUGAAAUUUCGCGGUGAAGAGGGUCUUGAUUAUGGUGGUGUUGCCCGUGAAUGGCUAUAUUUACUCUCUCAUGAAAUGUUAAAUCCACAAUAUGGACUCUUUCAAUAUUCAAGAGAUGAUAAUUAUACAUUGCAAAUUAAUGCUGACUCGGGUAUUAAUCCGGAGCAUUUGUCUUAUUUUCAUUUUGCCGGGAGAAUAAUUGGUAUCGCUGUUUUUCACGGUCAUCAUAUAGACGGAGGAUUUACAACGCCUUUUUAUAAAAUGCUGCUUAACAAAGCAAUCACACUCAGUGAUAUUGAAGGCGUUGAUCCUGAUCUUCACAGAAGUCUCACUUGGAUGCUAGAAAACAGUAUUGACGGUGUUUUGGACGCGUCAUUUUCUGUUGAGCACAGUAGUUUUGGAGUUUUACGAAAUCACGAGCUAAAACCUGGUGGUAAAGAGAUGACGGUGACAGAGGACAAUAAAAAAGAAUACGUUCGUUUAUAUGUGAAUUAUCGUUUUAUGAGAGGAAUCGAGCAGCAAUUUUUAGCUUUGCAUAAAGGAUUUCAUGAAUUAAUACCGCCACAAUUAUUAAGACCGUUUGAUGAAAGGGAACUUGAAUUGGUUAUUGGUGGAUUAGGUACUAUCGAUAUUAAUGAUUGGAAAACUCAUACAAGACUAAAGCAUUGUACGCCCGAUACACCUGUUGUUAAAUGGUUUUGGCAAAUAGUCGAAUCCUACAGCGAGGAAAUGAGAGCAAGACUGUUGCAAUUUGUCACUGGAAGCUCACGAGUUCCACUCCAAGGCUUCAAGGCUUUACAAGGAUCUACUGGAGCCGCUGGACCCCGUCUUUUCACAAUUCACGCGGUAGACGCACCUAGUGAAAAUUUACCGAAAGCACACACUUGUUUCAAUCGAAUCGAUAUUCCCCAGAGUUAUCCAUGUUAUCAAAAGAUGCUCGACAAACUUACACAGGCAGUUGAAGAAACAUGUGGAUUUGCCGUUGAAUAGAUUUCAAUCAUAAAUUGGUAAAUUUGAAAUCAUACGUACAAUGGAAAGGAAUAUGGAAAUUUUUCUGCUUACUUGGGUACGUAUCUGCAUUUCAUUACAUGCAAAAUAGAAAUUGCGUUAAAAAUUAAAUAAUUUCGACUGUUAAUGGCGCUGCAAUUUUAAAAAAAUUUUUCUUUUAGUUUAAACAAAAUAACAGUCACGAAUUGAACAUUUUUAUAAAAGUUAUUUCUUAUGUACUUUGACGCUAAUAAUAUGAGAUCAAUUUCAUUAUUGAGGAAAAAUAAUAGAAAUUUUUUAAUAUUUCAAUAAUAUGUUGUAUUGUCUUAGGUAAAUAUUUAAUUUUUAAAGCUCUCUGUUUAUUGGCGUAUUUGUACAUGAAUGAAUUACUGUUGAAUACGAUUUGUAAAAAGUUAUUUCCGUUUUAUAUUCAAUUUUUUUUUCUAUUUAUUUUUUUUUAACAUGUUUUUAAAGUAAAUGUUAUAUUUGUUUUUUUUAUUUUGGAUUAAAAAAACGUGCUCUCGGUGCAAAAAAUUUAAUGAAACAAGAUUUUCGCAUAAUAUUGUCAGGUGUUUUAGAGAUCAGUUUUUUUUUGAUCGACAUCAUUGACAAAAGCGAUAAAUAUAUAUAUGAAUCGAAGCAGUAAUAAUGAGAAUUCGAAUGAUAAUAAAAGAGAGUUUAUUGACAAUAAAAGAAAUACAGGAAAAUAACAUAUCAACUCUUUCCAACGAUUUUCGGAAAAAAAAACAAUCGAAUUCUUACGGGAAUCGUAAUGUUUAAAAAAAAAAUACUAUACCAUAUCGCAACGAAUAUCAUAGCAUUGCCUUUCUUACUCAAGGAGUAAUACUUUACGUGCCUCUAAUGAAUGUUUACACAAGCACCAGGCUUAAAUGGAGAAAUAAAAAAAAAAAAAAACAUGAAAAUGACCGUAAAAUAUGCUUACGGUUCGAUUGCACUUGUCGCUUCGCGUUAAUCUGCUUUCAAAAAUAUAAUUCUAUUGUCUCAGGGUGGUUGUUAGAAAUUGAAAAUGUUGAAAUCUGAAAUAAUCUUUAACUAUCACCUUGUGACUACUUUUUUUUAAAGCAACAAAAAUUUCUCGUAAAUUAUUUUGAAGGAAAAAAAUAAUAAAAAUUUACAAUUUAAAAAAUUAACACAAUUCGCUUUAGAAUUUUUGCAAAAAUAUUGAAUAAAAUUAGAAACUUUUGUAAUGAGCAUGAUUAUACAAAAGUGCACAGCGAACUAUGCCACGACAAAUACAAAUUUUUAUGAAUAAUAAUUAAAGUCAUUUCAUAAUGGAGUGAUGCGGAUCAUUUUUUCUUUUUUGAAUUAUAGUCCGCUUUUAGGUCUAAGAUUUGUUGGAAAUGCUCUUCUUUGAGCUGAUAAUUAUAAAUAAACGUGUAAAUUAAUAUUAAUUUAAACCGUAAUUAUUUAAUAAAAAGAUUCUAUUGAAUGAAAAAUAGGAACUUACAAUUAGAUAUAGAUAGAGUCGGCUCAAUUGGAUCAAUUAAAUAAAAUAUUAUUUUUGUGUUCCGUGCGUUAAUGGGGUUUUAUCAAGGCUGAUCAAUUAACAAAAAAAAAAAAAAAAUUUAUCGUCUUUUAUUUGUUACAUGUCAUAAAUCUAAAAUUAUAUCGCGCCCAGAACUGUGAUCAAUCAUAUCGCAAGAAUACGUAAGAUAAAUAUUAUAUAUACCUGACACAAAUUGUUAGGUGAAUUUUUCUAGUUUUUAUGUAUUAUUCAGUGAAUAAUGUACUUUUCACUGAAAUAAAUCUUUCGUAACAAUUGCGAUUGGCAAUAUUAAUGAAUUUACAAUAAAUAAAGUUAGUUUAGUUUUAUGUUAUUGAUUCGAUUAAAUAAAAGGCGGGUGUUAAAAUUUUUUAAAUCGAAAAAAAAAACAUUUUAAAAAACAAAUUCUAAAUAAAGACUGAUAUUUGCUGGAUUCGAUAUUUUUCAGAAUUAGUCAACAAUAUGCAUAAUUAAAAUUUUCUUUUAGAUAAUAAUUAAAAUUUGAAUAAAUGUUUAACAGGAAUUAAUUCUUAUUUUUGAAAUAAAAUUGUCGAUCACAGAUUUGUGCCAAUUUUUUAAAUUCGAAUUACAGAGUCCUUAAAAAUGUUACAUUUUUAUUAAUUUUAAUUAACGUGAAACAAAUGUAAUCGGUUAGAUGUUUAAGAUUGAAUUGUGUAGGUUUUUCUUUUUUGUCAUAUACGUUAAGAGAAAAUUAACUCUUUUGGACAUACAUUUGUUGAAUGCCUGAAGAGUGCCUUAGAAAAAAAAAAAUUGCAACCAGUACAAAAUAAAGCGCCCUAUCUGCAAUAGAUAAAUUUAAUUGUAAACUUUUGUAAAUAUCUGAUUGCAAAAAAAAAAAAUUACUAUACCCCAAGUUUAAAAAGGUAUAUCCAUAAAUGUUUAUUUACUCUUCAAAUUUAUCACACAAAAAAAUUAUCGCCAAAUAAAAAUUAGAAACAAAUUGUAUUGUCACUGCACGAAUAUAUUAAAUUAGGUAGUAAAUUGUAACAAUAUUAUUUAUUAGUAUUAUGUAAAAUGUUCAUAAAAUCCUGUAAACUGAAAUACGAUCAAUUGUUUUUUUUAAUUGUUUAUUAUCUAAUGUUGAGAUUUAAAAUUUGUCGUUUUAACGUAAAAAGUCGAUACUCGCACACAUAAAAAAAAUUAUAAAUUGUUUUUAUUUCAUUUAUAUUAAUGAUUUAUUACAUAAAAGUUGUUAUUUAGAAACAAAAAAUGUCAAUUAUAGAAAUUCGACUUUUUACUGCAACAAUUUUUAUUCUAGACAAAUAUUAUAAUUAACCUUAUUACAAAAGGUCUUUCAGCAAUGACUGUAUUCAUUUAUUUAUAAAUAUAUUUUUAAAAAUUAUAAGAAACAUUAUUUAUUACGAUAAACUUGAGCAUAUCUAAUAUUUUAAUUUAAAGUAUAAAAAAUGAAAAAUUAUAUUAAAAAAUUUUUUUAAACAUUAGUAAAAUGUAGAAAUUAAAGAUUUCUCGAUUUUGUGUUCAUAUAAGUUGUUUUUUUUAAAAAAAAAGAUUGUCAACACAAUCCAGUGACUCGUCAAAAGCGGUAUAUUGCUUUAUGUUAUUGAAAUCUCAUCUGUUAUUAGAAAUACAUUUUAAUUUUAUAAUAACAGGUUAUAUAAUAUAAUUAUAUAUUUUUUAAUAACAGUUAUGGUAAUCGUUUAAAACAAUUCGGGUAACAUCAAUUGUACAUAUAUACGUCUCCUUUUUUUUUGUAUUUUGGAUGAAAAUGUAUAUUUUAAUAAAAUGUCCAAAUUACAAAAACACUUUUGUAAAAUUAUAGUUUUAAGUUAGUUUUUAAUAAUUAAAUCCUGUACUCCUUUUUCAAGUAAUUCAGAUGAAUAAAAUUUUAUAGUAUAAUUUUUAUGUAUAUUAGAAAAUUUUACAUAUUUAAAAUUAGAAAAACAUUUAAUGAGACACAUUUUUCAGAAAAACGAAAAUAUAAAAAUUAUCGACAUAGAAAUCUACCUUACCGACUGAUGCUAAAACAGGUUUUUAGAAAAAUUAAAAUAUAAAAAAUUACCGACACAGAAAUCUACAUUACCGACUGAUGGUAAAACAGGUUUUUUGAAAAAUGAAAAUAUAAAAAAUUACCGACACAGAAAUCUACCUUACCGACUGAUGGUAAAACAGUUUUUUUUGAAAAUGAAAAUAUAAAAAAUUACCGACACAGAAAUCUACCUUACCGACUGAUGGUAAAACAGUUUUUUU